Molecule: messenger RNA, 3501 nt
Organism: Alexandromys fortis (reed vole)
Lineage: Eukaryota; Metazoa; Chordata; Mammalia; Rodentia; Cricetidae
Gene: Pde8a
Product: phosphodiesterase 8A
Exons: 22
Coding region: 1-2463 (820 amino acids)
Biological process (GO): regulation of DNA-templated transcription; cellular response to epidermal growth factor stimulus; positive regulation of ERK1 and ERK2 cascade
Molecular function (GO): 3',5'-cyclic-AMP phosphodiesterase activity
Source: RefSeq, a predicted model, not a curated record
AUGGGCUGCGCCCCGAGCAUCCGCAUUUUCGGCCACCGAGCGGAGGGCCCGGACGCGCACGCGUCGGGCCCCGUGUCGUGGUCUAGACAGCGACGGUCGACCGCGCCCGGCUCCAGCCGCGCCAGGCUGGUGGAGCCUCAGCCUCCCGACGGCGGCGCCUCGAAGGUAUCAGUAACUGACGUGCAAUUUGGCCCGAUGAGAUUUCAUCAAGACCAACUUCAGGUACUGUUAGUGUUUACCAGAGAAGAUUACCAGUGUAAUGGAUUCUACAGGGCAUGUGAGAAGGCCGGGUUUAAGUGCACGGUCACCAAGGAGGUGCAGGCUGUCCUUCCUUGUUUCCUGGACAAACUCCAUGACAUCAUCAUCAUAGACCACCGAAACCCCCGACAGCUGGAUGCAGAGGCACUGUGCAGGUCUAUCAGAUCAUCGAAACUCUCAGAAAAUACAGUUAUUGUUGGUGUAGUACGCAGGGGGGACAGAGAGGAGAUGUCGCUAAUGCCCUUCAUUGCUGCUGGCUUCACAAGGAGGUAUGUAGAAAACCCCAGCCUCAUGGCCUGUUACAAUGAGCUGCUCCAGCUGGCGUUUGGAGAGGUGCGAUCACAGCUGAAACUCAGGGCUUGCAACGCAGUAUUCACUGCCUUGGAGAAAAGCCAAGAAGCGAUUGAAAUUACGAGUGAAGCCCACAUCAUACAGUAUGCAAACCCUGCAUUUGAAACAACAAUGGGUUAUCAGUCAGGUGAACUGAUAGGGAAGGAGUUAGCACAAGUGCCCAUAAAUGAAAAGAAAGGGGACUUGCUUGACGCCAUAAACUCGUGUAUCACGAUAGGCAAGGAGUGGCAAGGAGUUUACCAUACCGAGAAGAAAAAUGGAGAUAAUAUACAACAAAAUGUGAAGAUAAUACCUGUCACUGGGCAGGGAGGAAAAAUUAGACACUAUGUGUCCAUUAUCCGAAUGUGCAAUGGCAACAGUAAGGUUGAGACAGUGACUGAGUCUGUCCAGACUGACAGUCAAACAGAUAAUCAGGCAGGCAAACACAAAGACAGGAGGAAGAAUUCAGUAGACGCCAAAGCAGUCUCCUCUAGAACGAGUGAAGUUUCCAACCAGAGAAGACAUUCCUCUCUGGCCCGGAUACACUCGAUGAUGAUUGAGGCGCCCAUCACUAAGGUAAUCAAUAUUAUCAACGCUGCCCAGGAAAGCAGCCCCACCCCCGUGACGGAGGCCUUGGACCGAGUGCUGGAGAUUCUGAGGACCACCGAGUUAUAUUCACCACAGUUUAACGCUGAGGAUGAUCCUCACGCCACCGACCUCGUUGGGGGCUUAAUGUCUGAUGGCUUACGAAGGUUUUCAGGAAAUGAGUAUGUUCUUGCAGCAAAACAUCUGCAGCCGAUUCCAAGCGAUGUCUCCAGCCCUGUCGCCCUUCAUGAUGUCCCACCGCGGAUUGCCCUGGCCAUAGAAAAUGAAGAAAACUGGGACUUCGACAUUUUUGAGCUGGAAGCAGCUACUCAGAAAAGGCCUUUGAUUUAUCUAGGUCUUAAAACGUUUGCUCGUUUUGGAAUCUGCGAGUUCUUACGAUGCUCCGAGGUGAUGCUGAGGUCGUGGUUUCAGAUCAUUGAAGCCAGCUACCAUGCAUCUAACCCCUACCACAACUCCACACACGCGGCUGACGUGCUCCACGCCACUGCGUAUUUCCUGUCCAGAGACAAGAUAAAGGAAACUUUAGAUCCAAUUGACGAGGUUGCCGCCCUCAUCGCUGCCACCAUUCACGACGUGGAUCACCCUGGGCGAACCAACUCAUUCCUCUGCAACGCAGGCAAUGAGCUGGCUGUGCUGUACAAUGACACCGCUGUGCUGGAGAGCCACCACGCAGCACUGGCCUUCCAGCUGACCCUUGAAAACGACAAGUGCAAUAUCUUUAAAAACAUGGACAGGAACGACUACCGGACACUACGCCAGGGGAUUAUCGACAUGGUCCUGGCCACGGAAAUGACAAAGCACUUCGAACAUGUCAACAAAUUUAUCAACAGCAUUACCAAGCCCUUGUCAACACAAGGAGAUGAGGAAACUGACAAAACCGAGGACUCCAUAAACACUAUGCUUAGGACUCCAGAGAACCGGGCUCUCAUCAAACGGAUGAUGAUCAAAUGUGCCGACGUGUCCAACCCCUGCCGGCCCCUAGAGUACUGCAUCGAGUGGGCCGCACGCAUCUCAGAAGAGUAUUUUUCUCAGACUGAUGAAGAGAAGCAGCUGGACUUGCCUGUGGUGAUGCCGGUUUUUGACAGAAACACCUGCAGCAUUCCCAAGUCUCAGAUCUCUUUCAUUGACUACUUCAUCACAGACAUGUUUGACGCCUGGGACGCCUUUGUCGAUCUACCUGACCUCAUGCAGCACCUGGAUGACAACUUCAAGUACUGGAAAGAACUGGAUGAGAAGAAGCUGCGCAGCCUCCGUCCCCCUCCAGAAUAGAGUGGGCUGUACAUCUGGUCUGGGGCUCUGUCCCUCCUGCCUUCUGCAGUGUGUUAGGCAGAGAGGCAUUGCCUUAUCUGCAGAGCCUGCGAAAGGACACGGGGACAUCAGCCCUCUGUGGCCACCAUCUGAUGCCAUGUCGCUGUAAGGCUCCUUAGUAAGAACUCUGGCUUGUAUCAGCUCUACGUUACCACAAGCCCGAGGGCCCUGCAGAGGUGACCCAUGGCAGGGCAGUGACCACCAUCUCUCCUAGUUCCUUCAGUGGACAGGACAGCCAUGGGGACGUGUCUCGAAUCUCAGGAGGGCCAGCUGCUCGUUUCGGAACACUACUGGAAGUGACUUCUCCCUUAAAUCGACUAGCAAAUGAGACAAAGAAACUUAAGGUUGAUUAUCCCAAUUAUUAAAUGUUUUAUUUAUUUUAUUAGAAGUUUGACAUUUUCUACGAAUUUAAAAAUACUUCAAAGCCAAAGCCACCUUUGUAUGCCACAACCAAAUUCACGAUUCAUUCUCAUUGUUUGAGUUGGUGCACAGACUUAUUUUCAUAAUGCAGAUUAGAAUAUAAAUGAUACAUUUUAUCACACUAUAGAAAUGUUAAACCCUUGUUGUUGAUGUUAGUGGGGAGGGAUUUUUACUGGUGGGUCUCACUCUAGCAUGCAACAGAGCAGCCACACCGCAGACCCGAUUCUGAGCUGCAGCUGUGAUCUCAGGAGUUGGCAGGUGUGUCUUGUCAGAGAGAAAGUUGGAUGUGACCAUUUUGUCCUAAAAUUUUAUAAUUGCAUUUCUAAGAGCCUGCCUUAUUUUAUACCAUUUCUAUAAAAUAUGUCCCAGAAAAAAACAACGCAAACCGGGACACUUAGUGGUUGAUAUUUUAUAACUAACAUGGGGUAUUUGAUUCUAGAAAUGUAUAAAGGUGAUAUCUCUUCAUGUUUUUAAUGAGCAUAAUACUAUAAAGAUGACACUUAAUGAGAUGUCAGAGUGUUAGUUUCAUCUUAAACCUGUAUUUUUUCUGGAUGAAAUUAAACUAUUUGUUUUUAAGAA